Molecule: messenger RNA, 5273 nt
Organism: Neogale vison (American mink)
Lineage: Eukaryota; Metazoa; Chordata; Mammalia; Carnivora; Mustelidae
Product: zinc finger protein 426-like
Exons: 7
Coding region: 427-2097 (556 amino acids)
Biological process (GO): negative regulation of transcription by RNA polymerase II; regulation of cytokine production; regulation of immune system process
Source: RefSeq, a predicted model, not a curated record
GCUUCCUCUGGACCGCGUUCAGCACUUGGGGAUGGUAGUGGUGAGCUGUGGGCUGGCUGUGGUAAGGGUGUCGUGAAGGGGAGUGAAGGAGGAGGGAACGCAGGGACGGGUUUAGUCAGGGUCGCGGAUGGGCCCGUUGAGGGGCGGAGCCGCGCGGUGCGCAUCCGCCUAGAUCGGCCGAGAGGCCAUUGAGGCCGGCGGUUCCCGCCCGGAGCCGUUGUGGACCUGCUGUGAGGCCGCUUCCCUGGGGUCUUUUGUAUCCACUGCGCAGGCAGCCUUUGUGACUUUUCUCAAGGAGGUAAAGAAUUUCAGCUGUUGGGAGUGACCCAGACUCCGCCUCCGCGGGGACCUGACUGAUUUUUAAGUUGCACUGAAGUGAUCUUGGCAUCAAAUUUCUCAUCAGGCAAAUUUCAUCACUCUCCCAGGAUGGCAGCCAUUGAUCUGACCCAUGAUCUUUCUAGAGAUUCUUUUUAUCUGCCUGAGGAAAAAACAGAGGCAGAAAGGAUGGUGGCUAUCUGGCUGAAAAAUUAUCAACAGAUUGCAGUGACCUUCGAGGAUGUGGCAGUGGACUUCACCCAGGAGGAGUGGCUGUUACUGGACCUUACUCAGAGAAACCUAUACAGAAACGUGAUGCUGGAGAACUACCAGAACGUGGUCGCAGUAGAGUAUCAACUGUCGAAACCUAAGCUGAUCGCUUGGUUGGAACAACAAGAGCUGAGGACAGUGGAGAAGGGAGUUUUCCAAGAAUGGGAAACACAGCCUCAAAUGAAAGGAUCAGCAUCUUACCAGGAAUUUUUUGGAGGAAAAACAGCCAUUGAAAUACAGAAAGAGAGGAACCACCAUGGAGCAGAACUCUCUGGCUGUGAGCAAGGUGGAAAAGUCUUGAAUAAACAUUUAAACCUUAAGACACACAUGAGAACUCAAAAUCGAGGGAAUAGUUUUGAGUGUAAUCAGUAUCACAGUGGCCUCCUUAAUCGGCAGAAGAAAAACUCUACUAAAGAGAAACUUUCUGAGUUUAAUCAGUGUGGUCAAGUCUACAGGCGGACUCCACAUGCAGUGUGUGAGAGAACCAGCGUGGCCGAUAAGACUUUGGAAUGCAGUGACUGUGGGAAAACUUUCAUUAGUCGUUCACACUUUCAGGCACAUAGGAGAACUCACAGUGGAAGAGAUUUCACUGAAUGGAAGCAAUUUAUAAAAGCUUCAGUUUUCUCAGCAGGCCAAAAGGAGCAUGUACAGUCACAGGCUGCUCACGAACCCCAUGAAGGUAAACAGUGUGGGAAGUCUUACGCAGAUUCCAAGUGCCUCGAUAAUCGUAUCAUUCGACUUCACGGUGGAAGAAAACCCUUUGAAUGUAGUGAAUGUAGGAAAGCCUUCACUACAUCCUCACGCCUUUAUGUGCAUUUGCGAAUUCACACUGGAGAGAAACCCUAUCGAUGUAAAGAAUGUGGGAAACACUUCCAAUGGCCCUCACUCCUUCGUAAACAUGUUCGUACCCACAGUGGUGAGAAGCCCUAUAAAUGUAAGGAAUGUGGAAAAGCCGUCAGUCGUUCUUCAGUUCUUAAUGAACAUUUGAGAAUUCACACUGGAGAGAAGCCCUAUAAAUGUAAGGAAUGUGGGAAACACUUCGCUUGGCUGUCAGUCCUUCGGAAACAUGUUCAAACUCACAGUGGUGAGAAGCCCUAUAAAUGUAAGGAAUGUGGGAAAGCCCUCAGUAGUUCCUCAAUUCUUAAUGAACAUUUGAGAAUUCACACUGGAGAGAAGCCCUAUAAAUGUAAGGAGUGUGGGAAAGCCUUUACUAAUUCCUCACGGCUUAGUGUACAUUUGAGAAUUCACACCGGAGAGAAACCCUAUCAAUGUAAGGAAUGUGGGAAAGCUUUUGUUUGGCCCUCAGUCCUUAAAAAACAUCUACGAACUCAUAGUGGAGAGAAGCCCUUUGAAUGUGGUGAAUGUGAGAAAGCCUUCAGUAAUCCCUCAUAUCUUAAGGAACGUUUGAGACCUCAUACUGGAGAGAAACCCUUUCAAUGUGGUGAAUGUGGGGAAGCCUUUAGGACUUUCUUGUAUUUUAAUAGCCAUUUGAGAAAUCACUCUAGAGAGUAAUCCUGUGAACUUAAGUACUGUGGGCUUUCACUAGUGCUCUCCUGAUUUGACAUUUAAGUAUUCACACUGGAUAGAAACCCUAUUAAUGUAAGGAAUAUGGGAAAGGCUUCACUUGGUCUUUCAACCUUCAUAAACAGACACGGGUUCAAAGUACAGAGUGACCCUAUGACUGUUAACGGACUGUGGGAAAGCCUUCACUACUUCCACAUUUGAAGUCACACUGGAGAUAAACCGUAUGAAUGUAAACACCGAGGAAAAGCCUUUACUGUUGCCUCAACCUGUAAAAUUGUAAAAAUUGAUACCAGAGAGCAACCCCUUGAACGUAAGGAAUGUGAGAAAAGCUUCACAUCGAAGUCAUGACUUAACACCUUAAAACACAGAAGAGAUUGAAGACUUAUGUAUGUAAUAAGAGUGAAAAGGUCUGUUAUUCCAGGCAUUUCAAAAAACAAAACAACCCACGUUCGAGGGAAACUAUGAAUAUGAGGAAUGUGGAAAGGUCUACAGGUGUCCCGUUGAAUAUGUGAAAGAACUCACUAGUUAGUGCCUGUGAAGUUAAGCAAUGUGGGAAAGCAAUCAGUGUCCCACCAACCAUGUUGGAGGAACACAGUGAAGUUCAGUGUAAGAGCUGUGUGGGGCCCGUUUAUAGGCUGGCUUCAUGGAUCUAUUUUGAACAUGUGCCGUUCUGCCCUGACCAUUUGUGGGAAUGGUCUGGCUUUCUGCCCUUGAGAGCAGUGCUAGUCCAGUCUAGUUUCUAGUACCUGGUUUUCAGCCUGGCUCCAUGGGGGACCACCACCGUUAGACUUACCGCUGUGCAAGACACCUGGAUCCUCUAGUUACACUGACCUUGUCUAAUACUGUGAAGAUGGUGAGCAUGUGUAUCAGUUCACUGCUUGUAGUCCGUCUGCAGUGCCUCAUGCUGGUGAAGGGGGAGGACAUAUGUCUCUAAAUUUCCUGAAAAUGUUCUCUCUCACACCUGCUCUUCCUGGGUUAGGAAAGACUUAAGAAUUAACAGUGAGGUUAUACACCCUGGUCUCAUAGCUCUCGAAAGAGAGCAGCACACCUAGUACUAGGUUAGAAAAUACCUUUAACCUCGGGCAGAACACAGUGAGGCUGAUAACAGAAUGUUCUCUUAGUUCCCAAAUCACCACGGCCUGGAAGAACAGUAAUGUCCUUUGUGUUCCGAAACAGCUGCACCUGGCAUGUGACGUGCUGAUUUGUUUACAUCACUUCAGAUGCUGUGAGGUGGGAAACCUUGUGAAUAGGACAGGUCCUGAUACUCUUGUUAUACUUGAUGUCCCACAGGCAGUUCCUGCAAGUGGCCUUUGGGCAGAGACAGAGAAUCUAUCAGAACCUUGGUUUAAUUUUGAGUUAACACAUUCAUAUACUUGUAAUACUUGAGCAGCCUUUAGUUAUGUCAUGGGUGGCCUUGGAGGCUACAGCAGCUUACUGUCACUUCCCUUCUAGCUUAAUCAGAUCAGUGGAAUACACUCCAGCCAAUCAGGUUUAAUGAUAAUUCCUGAUCAGACGUGACCUGGAUGGGCCACCUGCGUGGUUCAGUCAGUUAAAUGUCCACCUGUUAAUUUCAGCUCAGGUCUCAAUCUCAGGGUUGUAAAUUCAAGCCCCGCAUCGGGCUCCAGGCAGGCAUGGAGCCUACUUAAAAAGAAGUGAUAUGGGUACAUUCCUGUAUGUUUAUGUUUGAUUGAGAUAGGGAUAUGAAAUGAGUCUCCUGAGUAUGGGUGUAGUCUUAAUUGCAUUGUGUGUAUUGCAAUAUACAAUACACUGGCCUUUGUGUGUAUUGCAAUAUACAAUACACUGGCCUUUGACAUUAUCUCAAAACCCACAAGUCCUAAUUCCCACAAUCUGAUACCCUCAUCAGUAACAUCUGUGUGUUCCAGUAAUGAUGGUAGCUGACUUCUGUCUCACCAGGAUCCUCUUUUCAUACUCUCGGAUUGUCUUCCCCUUAAUGCCUUUUAUAUGGGGAAACAUGAAGCAUUUUCCACCUGUGGGUCUCACUACUCUGUGAUCUCCUUUUCCUGUGGGAAAAGCCUGUGGCAGUCCAGCUCAGUUCUGCUGGAGCCAUUCUAACCAGAGAAGCUUGAUUACCUCAGUGACAUGCACUGUGGUCACACCCAUGCUGAACUCCUUCAUUGACAGCCUGGGAAACAAGGAUGUGAUGGGGCCCUGGGUUCUCCGCCUGGGAGAGAUGAUGGUCCAUGAUGGGAUGCUGGCCUCAGAACCAAGAGGACAUUAUGGGCCCCAAAUGCAAAUAUUGUGAAUUUAAGUUUUCUGAUUAUUAUUCUCUCAUAAUGGAUAUAUUCAUUUUACUCUAUUCCCAAAGCACCUAUGACUUGCUUCUAUUUGUCUUCGCUUUUCAACAACCUCUUCAGUAACUACUUUGUUACCUUUCUUCCCUAAUUAGAGCACCAAAUUUCUGUCCUGGUCAGAUUUCCUAUAGCCAUUCCUCAGAUGUCCAACAUUAGAUAUGAAGUACCACAUCAAAUGUGGCAUGGUCUUCUCAAAAAUCCUCCUCUGAAAUGUUGAUAUUUGUGUUCAUUUACUUUGGUGUUUUUUUCAUAUAAGUGGAAUGAGAAGGGUACUACAGUUGUAAUUGAAGCACUUGCCAUAUAAAAACUGCUGUUUUAUGUAUAUAAUUUGAUGGAAUUCUUGGAGAUACUUUCUCAUUUACCCCAUUUUUCAUAAAAGUUUGUGAUUGCAAUGGAUUCUACCCUGGAUACAAAGACAUAAUUUUGAACUUCCGGUGUGUAGGAAUCUAGAUUUGAGUGGUAGUUUGCUUAGGUGUUUUUAUGUGGUAUAUUGCAUAGGGUAAAUCUGAUAUAUUGCCUCAUUCUUUGCCUUCUGUCCUCUUUCUUUCAUCCCCCCUUUCCUUUAUUAUCUUUGUUUAAUUGCACCUUUAUUUUCUGUUACUGCCAACAAGACCCAGGUGGAAACUACUUUAUCAGUGCAUGACUGGUGGAAGAAAGAACAAAAACAAUGAAUGUUUCAUGGAUAGAGGAUUUGUUUGGGAAUAUGAAAACAUCUGGAAAUGGACAGUGGUAAUGGUUGCACAAAAACCAGUGUACUUGAUGCCAACUGAUUAGAACUGUACACCUAAGUGUUUAAAAUGGUUAAUUUUGUUACAUGUAUUUAAACACAAUAAAAAAGUGACAAAGUGGAAA